Molecule: messenger RNA, 1752 nt
Organism: Chironomus riparius
Lineage: Eukaryota; Metazoa; Arthropoda; Insecta; Diptera; Chironomidae
Source: the annotation of a GenBank genome assembly
GCCGUCCCCUUAAAAAUCAGCUCCAAUUGGAAAAAAUUUCAGUCUUCAAUUUUAAUCGGAAUCUCAAAGAGUCAAAAUGCUGAGAAAGAUCUUAAGUUUCCAAAAUAAGAAUAUCUUCAAUGCUCUUAAAGUAACAUCGUCUGUUUCAAAGAACUUUGCUACUGAAGCAACAUUUGAGACCAAGGAUUACAAGUUGCAUUUAUUUGAUGAUGCCGGUCCACCGACUAAAGUUACUGUCACCAGAGAUGAUGCAUUACGGUUCUAUAAACAAAUGCUUACCAUCAGACGAUUUGAAACGGCUGCUGGCGCUAUGUAUAAGGAAAAAUUGAUCCGUGGGUUCUGUCAUUUAUAUAAUGGUCAAGAAGCUAUUUGCGUUGGCAUGUAUGGAGCAAUGAGGCCAAAUCUCGAUGACUUGAUAACCAGCUAUAGAUGUCACGGAUUCGCACACGUAAUGGGUGCUUCAGUUUCUGGAAUUUUAUGCGAACUUGUUGGUCACAUUGAUGGAACUCAGCGAGGCAAGGGAGGUUCAAUGCAUAUUUACGUUCCACAUUUCUAUGGUGGUAAUGGAAUCGUAGGUGCUCAGGUUCCGUUGGGUGCUGGUAUGGCUUUUGCACAUAAAUAUCGUGGAACAAAUGGAGUUGCAAUAGCAUUGUAUGGUGACGGUGCAUCAAAUCAAGGUCAAAUCUUUGAGGCCUUCAACAUGUCAAAAUUGUGGGAUAUUCCAAUGAUCUAUGUCUGUGAAAAUAACGGUUGGGGUAUGUCCACAUCGUCUGAACGUUCAACAGCAAAUACUGGGUACUACACACGCGGAGACAAUAUUCCAGGAAUUUGGUGUGAUGGUAUGGACGUACUUGCAGUCCGUGAAGCUACACGUUAUGCUAUUGAGCAUGCUGCAAGCGGUAAAGGCCCAGUAGUUAUGGAGUUGGCUACUUAUCGUUUCGUUGGUCACUCAAUGACAGAUCCAGGUUUAUAUAGAACCAGAGAUGAAGUACAAGAAAUGAGACAGAAACGUGAUCCAAUUACACAUUUCAAGGAGAAGAUCAUUGAGUCAGAAUUAGCAUCGGAAGAAGAAAUCAAGAAAUUAGAGGCCGAUGUAAAGAAAGAAGUUGAAGACGGUGUCAAAAAAGCAAAAGGUGAUCUUGGUGUCAACAUGGAUGAACUCACAUGGGAUAUUUAUGCUCAAGAUGACUAUCUUGUUGAUAUAAGAAAUACGGUUCCAUUCAAUACAUUGAAGCAUAAGCGCGUUGCCCAUCCACAAAAUUUAUAAAUAUCUAAAGUUGAAGAAGCUCCCUGUGCAUUUUAAGAGUUGAUGAUCUUUACAUCUUAUUUUAUCUAUUUUAUUAUUAUUAUCAUAUAGGUAUUUUUCCAUUCAAAAACACUUUUCGCAUUUAUCCGAACCAACGACUGCUCAUAUAAUUUUAUUUUUUCGUUACACGUUUUGUUGUUUGUUUGAGUUUAUUUUUAAAUUAUUAUGUGUUCGAAGAAGAAAAUGAAAAUGUUUUUGUACCCUUUUCUGCAUUUUGAUAAUCGCAUGUCAUAAAUAUAUCUCACUCAGGCCAUCGCUGAAUGAUAGUUCGUUCACAUGAAUGGGAAAAGAAUCAAAUUGAUGUUACAAAAAAAAAUUACAAAAAACAAAUUAAAUUAUUACCUAGCAUAUAUGGAAAUUUUAAAAAAAAUUAUACCAAAUGUAUUGAAUGAAUCUAAGUAAUGUCAUUAAUAAAGGAGUUACUAUAUUCCUGAAAACUUAGCUUU